CCAGAAUUUAAUUGCAUUAGGAAGUGCAAUUUCAAGUGCGUCCUUCAUCACCUGUCGUCAUUUCGCACUAUGUACAUGAGAUGCGCAGACAAGUUGUUGUCUUUGUAGAUCGUUCUUGGCAGCACCUUAGAAGCUAGGUCUUUCUUCUCGAACACAUAAAAGACAAAAAAGCUUGCCUCACAUGGGCGACAAUGUCAAUCCUUAGCUGAUACCGCGUGUUCUACAACGGCACAAUGGCAUCGUCACUCGUUAAAGAGCUGCUUCAGCUCACUGCAUUCCUCCUCCCGGCAAUCCAGCCCUGCUCAGCUACAUCGCUGUAUUCUACGUACAAAUUCAAUCCUCUUGAGCAUCUUGGCGGUGUAGCGCCAUACUUCGAGCCCCAAGAUCCGCCGGCAUCGCCGUCGACCCCCCAGGGUUGUACGGCAUCAAAGGCAGUCUAUCUUAAUCGCCACGCCGCAAUCUAUGCCAAUGACUACGACUACGAGGAGUAUAUCGAUCCCUUCGUUUCCAAGUUAGAAAAUAACACGGCUACCGACUGGAGCAAGAUUCCGGCUCUGAGCUUCCUGGCCGGAUGGACAGUCCCACUGACGGAUGCCGAACAAGAGCUAUUGACGCGAGUCGGCAGACUAGAAGCUGCUCAGCUUGGCGUCACUCUUUCGUUUAGGUAUCCAAACCUUAAGCUACCAUCUCAUAUCUGGACGUCGUCCGCUGAACGUACUGUAAAGUCGGCGCAGUCGUUCGUGAGAGGGUUGGAGCUUGAUGAGAAUGAGAUCAAUGUGGUUAGCAUCUACGAGUCAGAGGAAGCUGGCGCAAAUUCUUUGACGCCUUACAAGAGCUGCCCGGCUUAUUCGUCAUCGUUCGGGAGCGAUCAAUCGGCGGUUUACCUGGAGAAAUUCACGAAACCCAUCACCGCAAGACUGAAUGUGCUGGCCCCCGGGUUCAAUUUCACGGCCAACGACGUCUACGGUAUGAUGGAGCUAUGCGGAUACGAAUCAGUAAUUCGUGGAAGUUCUCCGUUCUGUGACCUGGACUUGUUUAGCCCGGAUGAUUGGCUAGGAUGGGAGUACACAGCUGAUGUCAUGUAUCACUAUAAUGUGGGCUAUGGCAAUACCAUUUCUGGCGUUGUCGGAUUGCCUUGGUUCAAUGCGUCGGCAAACUUACUUCUAGAGGAGUCAAGCGACGAGCAGGAUAUAUACGUCAGCUUCACCCACCGCGAGCUACCUCCUAUGGUGUUUGUGGCCAUGGGCCUAUUCAACAACUCCGAGUUUGGCGGAAGUGAGGCCAGUGUUAACGAUACCAUGCCGCUGGACCGAAUCAACUACCGACGCGCGUGGAAAAGCUCACACGUACUCCCGUUCUUGAGUAACUUGGCUAUCGAGAGGCUGAAUUGUUCGGGCAGCUACGGGUACGAAGACGGCGACUAUUACCGAGUACUGGUGAACAGCGCACCCCAACCGUUGUCCAACUGCGCCGAUGGUCCCGGAACGACUUGCUCGAGAUCCGGUUUCGAGAAAUACGUGCAAGAGAGGGUCGACAUGUUCCAAGGCUUCUCCGAGAAGUGUGGCGUUGAUUACAAGAACUCGACAGAUACGGUGUCCAUCUAUACAGAUCCGGCGGUGGGCAACGGAACUGCUGUUGGGAAGAGAUACGAAGCGUUUGAAAAUUAGACACUGUAGCUUAACGUAUAAAUGUAAUUAUAUUUCAGCUGCUCAUGUGGAAAAGACUCAAGGUGUAUUAGCAUUGUGUCGCUACAUUUUCUUGGUGAUUCCGGAGUUAAAACAUUCGUACGUACGUGAUCUGCUAAGAAAGAAACCCUUGAGAGUCUAUUACCUGUCUUUCCCGAGUAAUACAAGGAGUCUCUGCAAUGCUUGUUUAGAUACAGGGUGAUGGACUCAUGAUAAAGAAACGCGGUUGAAAAGGUCAGGUUUGU
Molecule: messenger RNA, 1930 nt
Organism: Annulohypoxylon truncatum
Lineage: Eukaryota; Fungi; Ascomycota; Sordariomycetes; Xylariales; Hypoxylaceae
Product: histidine acid phosphatase
Exons: 1
Coding region: 234-1667 (477 amino acids)
Cellular component (GO): fungal-type cell wall
Molecular function (GO): acid phosphatase activity
Source: RefSeq, a predicted model, not a curated record